ACAAAGAAGACUGCAUCUAUUCUGCCAUGCCUUCGAAUGUCCUUGGCUUCCUCUUUGCAGUGUUACUCUCUGCCAGCUAUCAAAUCAUCAGUUCUUUGGACCAGAAGUGCACUGAGAAAGAAGUCAACAAAACAUACAACUGUGAAAAUUUAGGUCUCAGAGAAAUUCCGGACACUUUACCAAACACAGUAGAAUUUUUGGAAUUUGGCUUUAAUCUUCUACCAGCAAUUCAAAAUACAACUUUCAGCAGAAUUAUAAAUCUUGUCUUUUUGGAUUUGACCAGGUGUCAAAUUAACUGGAUACAUGAAGAUACUUUUCAAAGCCAUCUUCAACUGGACACUAUUGUGUUGACUGGAAAUCCCUUGAUAUUCAUGGCUGAAACAUCACUCAAUGGGCCCCGAUCUCUUAGGCAUCUUUUCUUAAUCCAAACAGGGAUAUCAAAUCUUGAGUUCAUCCCAAUACAAAAUCUGAAAAGCUUGGAAAGUCUGUAUCUUGGAAGCAACUACAUUUCUUCCAUGAAGUUUCCCCCCAACUUCCCAACACAGAAUUUGAAAGUCCUGGAGUUACAGAAUAAUGCGAUACACUACCUUUCUCGUGAGGACAUGGGGGCUCUGAGGCAGGCCAGCAACCUCAGUCUUGAUUUCAGUGGCAAUGAUAUCACUGGCAUUGAACCGGGGGCUUUUUAUUCAAAAAACUUCCAAAGUUUGAAAUUUGGAGGCACACUUAAUGUGUCUGUUAUACUAAAUGGUCUGCUGAACUCUACCAUUCAGUCUCUCUGGCUGGGGACAUUCCAGGACCUUGAUAAUCAAGACAUUACUCCAGCCAUGCUGGAGGGGCUCUGCCGAAUGCAUGUACAUAGCCUCAACUUGCAGAAUCAUUAUUUCUCUGAUGUGUCACUUACUAUGUUCCAGUGCUUCACGGGACUCCAGGAAUUGGAUCUCACAUAUACUCACUUAAGUGUGCUCCCCUCUGGGAUUGCAGGUAUGACCUUGCUCAAGAAAUUGGUCCUCAACUCAAAUCAUUUUCACCAAUUGUGCCAAAUCAGUGCUGCCAGUUUCCCUUUCCUUACAGACCUCUUCAUCAAAGGUAACUUAGAGAAACUAGACCUUGGGGUUGGCUGUUUGGAAAAACUAGAACAUCUUGAGAAACUUGAUUUAAGCCACAGCCAAGUGGAGGCUUCUGAGUGCUGCAAUCUACAACUCAAAACUUUGCCCCACUUGCAGAACCUAAACCUGAGCUAUAACCAACCCCUUGGGCUUCAGCAUCAGGCAUUUAAAGAAUGUCAGCAUCUCCAAAAUUUAGAUUUGUCAUUCACCCAAUUGCGUGUUGAUUCUUCACAGAGUCCUUUUCAAAACCUCCAAUUCUUACAGGUUCUGAAUCUCUCUCACUGCGUUCUGGAUACCAGCAAUCAGAACCUUCUUGCAGGCAUCACAAAUCUCCAAUAUCUCAACUUAGAGGGCAAUCACUUUUCAGAUGGCAACAUCCCCAAGGCCAAUCUAUUUCAGACUUUGAGUACUUUGAAGACGUUGGUUUUAUCUUUAUGUGAACUCCUCUCUAUAGACGAACAAGCAUUCCAACACCUUGAAAAACUGAGCUACGUUGAUUUAAGCCACAACAGCCUGACAAGUAGCAGCAUCAAUGCACUUGGCCACCUGAAGGGGCUCUACCUUAAUCUGGCGGCCAACAACAUGGACAUCAUUCCAUGGCAUGUCCUUCCCAUCUUGUCACAGCAGAGCACCAUUAACCUAAGUCUUAACCCCUUGGACUGCACCUGCACCAAUAUUCAUUUCAUCACAUGGUACAAAGAAAACCUGAAACACGUCGUGAACUUAGAGAAGACUGUGUGUGCAAACCCCCCAGCUCUGAGGGGAAUGAAGGUCUCUGAUGUUGAACUGGCUUGUGGGAUGACAACUGUGGGCAUCUUAUUUCUCUUUGUGUUUUUACUCUUGUUCAUUAUAGGGCUCGGCUUUUUAGUUAAAUUCCUUCUCAGGUGGAAAUACCAGCACAUCUAGUGCUUAAGAUUGUCCAUGAUUGCCAAUAAAA
Messenger RNA from Suncus etruscus (white-toothed pygmy shrew), 2043 nucleotides. It is a transcript of the gene CD180, whose product is annotated as CD180 molecule. The record is from RefSeq and is a predicted model, not a curated record. Gene Ontology annotation, molecular function: protein binding. The transcript is spliced from 3 exons. NCBI's taxonomy places the organism in Eukaryota, Metazoa, Chordata, Mammalia, Eulipotyphla, Soricidae. Gene Ontology annotation, biological process: positive regulation of lipopolysaccharide-mediated signaling pathway; cellular response to lipopolysaccharide; B cell proliferation involved in immune response. Bases 27 to 2012 code for a protein of 661 amino acids. Gene Ontology annotation, cellular component: extracellular matrix.